Rhea pennata is the source of this 2782-nucleotide messenger RNA. RefSeq names its product E3 ubiquitin-protein ligase TRIM7-like. The coding region runs from base 68 to 1594 and encodes 508 amino acids. Gene Ontology annotation, cellular component: cytoplasm. The transcript is spliced from 7 exons. Gene Ontology annotation, biological process: protein ubiquitination. Gene Ontology annotation, molecular function: ubiquitin protein ligase activity; zinc ion binding; protein binding. NCBI's taxonomy places the organism in Eukaryota, Metazoa, Chordata, Aves, Rheiformes, Rheidae. The record is from RefSeq and is a predicted model, not a curated record.
CCCGCCAUUGCUGAGAGGAACCCGGGCGGCGGCGGUGGCGAGCGGGGUCCGGGCGUCCGAGCGCAGCAUGGAGGCGCCUCCGGCGCCGCCGUCGGUGCCGCCGGCGCCGUGCAGCGCGGCGCGGAGCCUGCAGGACGAGCUGACGUGCCCGGUGUGCCUGGAGUACUUCACGGACCCGGUGCUGGUGGCCGAGUGCGGCCACAACUUCUGCCGCGCCUGCGUCACGCAGUGCUGGGAGGACUCGGCGCGGCGCCUCUGCUGCCCGCAGUGCCGCGAGCCGGUGCCGCAGCGCCUCUUCCGCCCCAACCGCUCCCUCGGCAACAUCGUCCACAUCGUGAGGCAGCUGGGGCUGCCGCCGGGUCCCGCCGAGCCGCCGCCGGGGCCGCCCGCGCCCGCGCCGCCGCUGCCCGCCGGAGCCGCCGGGGCCGGAGGGGGCCCGCCGCGCUGCCCCCGCCACGGCGAGCCGCUGCGGCUCUACUGCGUGCAGGACCGCCGCGCCGUCUGCGUCGUCUGCCACCUCUCCCGCGAGCACCGCGCCCACACCGUGCUGCCCGCCGAGGAGGCGGCCCACGCCGCCGAGGAGGUGCCACAGGAGCAUUUGAGCUCCCUGAGGAAAGGGCGCGAAGAGGCCAAGGUUGAGAGGGAGAGGCAGAGCGAAGACCUACUGAAGCAAACGGAAGUGGAGAGGCAGAAGAUUGUGGCCGAGUGCAAGGAGCUCCGGGGCUUCCUGGAGGAGAAGGAGCAGCUCUUGCUGUCCCGCCUAGAGGAGCUCGACAGAGACAUCGUCAAGAGGAGAGAUGAGAGCAUCUCCCGGCUCUCUGAGGAGAUUUCCCAGCUGGAUAAGCUGCUGGGUGAGAGGGGAGGAGAGAAUGGCUCUGGAAACCAGCCCGGGCAGGGUGUUGCCACUGCUGGAAGCAGCUUUGAGAGCUGGAUGUUCUGCAAGCCAGAGGCUGGCUUUACAGAGCUGGAGAAGAAACUCAAGAGCUUCUCCCAGAAGAGUGCUGUGCUGAAGGAGGUCUUGCUGGAGUUCAAGGAGAAUCUGCGGUUCGAGUUGGAGAACGACACGGGCGAUCUCUCUCUGGACCCGGACACGGCCAACCCUUACCUGGUGCUGUCUGAGGACAAGCGGAGUGUGCGGCUCCGGAGCGCACCCCAGGAGCUGCCGGCCAACCCCAAGCGUUUCGACUACUCCUUCUGCGUGCUGGCGGCCGAGGGUUUCAUAGCUGGGAGGCAUUACUGGGAGGUGGAGGUGGGGGAUGGAGACAGCUGGGUGCUGGGGGCGGCCCGCGAGUCGGUGCGGAGGAAGGAGAAAAUCGACUUUGCCCCGGAGGAGGGAAUCUGGGCGGUGGGGCUGAACUGGAAGGGGAAGAAUUGGGAUCAGUACCAGGCUUUCACCUCCCCAGAGACGCCCCUGUCCCUGUGCGAGAGGCCCAGGAAGAUCGGGGUGUACCUGGACUACGAAGGCGGGUGGGUGGCGUUCUACAACGCCGACAACAUGGCUCCCAUCUUCACCUUCACGGCCGCCUUCACCGAAAAGAUUUUCCCUUUCUUCUGGCUCUUCUAUGUGGGCUCCUCGCUCUCCCUUUGCAAUUGACCUGUCCGGUUUCUUUAAUCGCUCCUCUCCCCAAGGUGACCUGCCAGUAGUGUCUGCUCCUGUUCCCUCUCCCCCUUGCUUUCGGACAAGGUCCCCGAAAACUCAUCUUCCCGUGUUCAGUGUUGGGAGGUUCCUUUUUCUUGUUGGAUUUCAAAGUUUAGAUCUUUUUUUACCCUGGAAAUCUUCCGCGGGGGCAUCAGCUGGCGGAUGGUGCACAAGCCUGGCUGCCGAAAUAACCUCUAUAUGGGAUUAUUUUUGCUUCCCCUCCCCACUAAAAUACCCCUCUGGUCUGCUGUAUAAGCAAACUUUACUUUUUUUUUUUUUUUUUUUUUCCUUUUGAAGUUCCCUACCAUGUGCGGACAGUUAUGUAGCCAGGGAGGAAAAGCUAUGCCAGGGGGUUCGUUGCUUCCUGCUUCGGUCCGUAGCAAAGCUGCUGCUUGCGCGCCCAAGGGAGCUCUCGAGAGGGCUUAGGAAAGCAACCCGCGCGAGGGAGGAGAGCUGCCGUAUCCAGCCCCUGCUUGCUGGCGCUCUGCAGGUCACCUUCAGCUUCCCCCGCGCCCCCUCGCUUUUCCUCCCCUCCCAGGAAGGGGGCCAGCCCAUCUUCCCACUGCCCACUAGUGCUAGCGAGUAAAAAGAGAAAAAUUUAAAAAAUACCCCGCCCUCCCCUCCACGAUCCUCUCCCUCCCCUCUCCCUCCCCGUUGCUUCCUCCCAUUACUGCCGAGCAUCUAGGGCCAGAGCAGAGCUGAGCGAUGGGUCUGGCGGUGGCUUGGAGCUGUAACCCAGGAUCUAGGCAGUUGUGGAGCUCUGGAUGACGGAUGCCCGAAGCUAGCAGGGGCUACAGGUACAACGAGAGCCCUGGGAGAACAGGCUGGGCUGUUUUAUUUCAUUAUUAAUUAUUAUUAUUUUAAGUGUGCUGCAACCCCGGUGGCGUCCCCGUGCUCGGCGCACGGGUUUCCGGGGUUGUUUCGGGAGCUGCUGGUCGUGCCCCAGGCCGCGUCGUGGAGGGGAGAAGCGGGGAGGAGGGAGAGGAGCCUCCUGUUUUAGGUGUGACCCCGCGCGUGCUUACAGACACCCCCCCGCCCGCCCUCAUGUGAUCCCGCGAUGCUGUUAAUGUCUCUUUGCCCUGUCACUGUUUAGUGGGGAAAUAAAAGUUGCUGUGCAAAAAAAAAAAAGAAAAAAAAACAGAC